Molecule: messenger RNA, 195 nt
Organism: Plasmodium inui San Antonio 1
Lineage: Eukaryota; Apicomplexa; Aconoidasida; Haemosporida; Plasmodiidae
Exons: 1
Coding region: 1-195 (64 amino acids)
Source: RefSeq, a predicted model, not a curated record
AUGCAGAGUUAUCAAGAUUGUAAAAAUGCAAAACGGCAGAAUGACCAAGCCGCCAAACUAAACGUUCGAAUGGAAACGUCCUCUUCUCAGGAGGCUAGUGCGAGUAACCCUCCGUUUGAGGGAAGCAGGAAGAUAGCGCGACGUCCGCAGCGCGUCGCUCGGUGCACACCCAACGGGAUAUGUAUCCUCGGUUGA